Hevea brasiliensis (rubber tree) is the source of this 2130-nucleotide messenger RNA. Its product is annotated as probable polygalacturonase. Bases 389 to 1870 code for a protein of 493 amino acids. Gene Ontology annotation, biological process: carbohydrate metabolic process. The transcript is spliced from 5 exons. The record is from RefSeq and is a predicted model, not a curated record. NCBI's taxonomy places the organism in Eukaryota, Viridiplantae, Streptophyta, Magnoliopsida, Malpighiales, Euphorbiaceae. Gene Ontology annotation, molecular function: polygalacturonase activity.
UCUAAGAUUAUUCAGGGAACUCCCGUUUUCUCUCACAUUGAUUGAAGUUGAGCUUCCAAAUUCUAUUUUCUCCACUAUGGGUGAAUAUAUAUAUAUAUAUAUAUAUAUAUAUAUAUAUAUAUGCGCACACGCACAUUGGAGGCACAAAGCUUACCUUCAAAUGUACUUAUUCAUCAACAGUAAGUGUCCAUCUGUUUGAUUAUUAACGUCACAUUCUCACCCAAUUCCUUUUCUCUCAAAAACUAAACAAAACAAAAGUCUCGCUCUUUAGAUCCAUUUCCAUGUCCAACAUCUCAAAUUUCCAUUUCCCAUCUCUUCUCUCGCUGAAUCAAACUACUAGCUAAUCACUCAAAGAAGGCAAAAAGUUGUCGACUUCAGUCUCUGAUUAAUGAUGGUAGAGACGGCGCCACUAGGGCGGUUCCAGUACCAGAAGCUGGAAUUCAGGCGGUGGAUGCCAGCAUUUUUGUCUUCGCACAAAACCCUUUUCACAGUCCUAUGGAUCGCAGCACUUGCCUCGGUGUUCGUGUGGCAGUGGAACGUAGUGGGAGGGAGGUUCGCUGUGUUUUGGCAGGUGCCGAUGAGGCCUAUACCCAGGCUGAGACCUGUGGCAUUUAAUUUGACGGAUUUUGGCGGAGUGGGAGAUGGGAUCACGUUGAAUACUGAGGCGUUUGAGAGGGCGGUUUUGGCGAUUUCCAAGCUGGGGAAGAGAGGGGGAGGCCAGCUGAACGUGCCUCCUGGGAGAUGGCUUACGGCCCCCUUUAAUCUCACUAGUCAUAUGACUCUGUUUCUUGCUGAAGAUGCUGUUAUACUUGGAAUUGAGGAUGAGAAGUAUUGGCCACUAAUGCCUCCAUUGCCUUCAUAUGGAUAUGGGAGAGAGCAUCCUGGACCUCGCUAUGGGAGUUUAAUCCAUGGUCAAAAUCUCAAAGAUGUUGUUAUAACUGGACACAAUGGAACCAUAAAUGGACAGGGUCAAACAUGGUGGAAAAAGUAUCGUCAAAAGCUUCUCAACCACACAAGGGGGCCCCUUGUACAAAUUAUGUGGUCAAGUGACAUUCUGAUCACUAAUAUAACAUUGAGGGAUUCGCCAUUUUGGACACUCCAUCCAUAUGACUGCAAGAAUGUAACUAUCAGGAAUGUUACAAUUUUGGCCCCCAUAUUUGAAGCCCCAAAUACUGAUGGAAUUGAUCCUGAUUCAUGUGAGGAUAUGAUAAUCGAAAACUGUUACAUAAGUGUGGGGGAUGAUGGGAUUGCUAUAAAGAGUGGGUGGGAUCAGUAUGGAAUUGCAUAUGGACGACCUUCAAUGAAUAUUCUCAUCCGUAACCUUGUGGUUCAAUCUAUGGUCAGUGCUGGAGUAUCAAUCGGCAGUGAGAUGUCAGGUGGUGUAUCAAAUGUCACUGUGGAAAACCUCCUUGUGUGGAGCUCAAGGCGUGCAGUUCGGAUCAAGACGGCCCCUGGAAGAGGUGGAUAUGUUCGACAUAUAACCUACCGGAAUCUAACAUUUGACAAUGUCCGGGUCGGAAUUGUUAUCAAGACAGAUUAUAACGAACAUCCUGAUGAAGGUUAUGAUCGCAAGGCAUUUCCAAAACUUGACGACAUAAGCUUCACUGGGGUCCAUGGUCUAGGAGUUCGUGUGCCUGUGAGGAUACAUGGGAGUGAAGAAAUUCCAGUGAGGAAUGUGACUUUUAGGGAUACGUCACUGGGAAUAACAUACAAGAAGAAGCAUAUAUUCCAGUGUGCCUUUGUUGAAGGUCGUGUGAUAGGUACCAUCUUCCCUGCCCCAUGUGAGAACCUUGAUCAGUAUGAUGAGCAAGAACGGCUCAUUAAGCACUCUGUCUCCCAUAAGUUGACAGAUAUAGACUAUGAUUUUUGACAAAAUAUUUUGUUUUCAAUCUCCUGGGCAUGGCUUUCUUGAGGUCAAUGACUUCAUCCUGUGUCUAUAUGAGCCAAGCUGGAAAAAUCAUCUUGAGCAGUUUAUUGAGUUUUUAAAUUUCUUGACAAGAGUUGUAAAUACAGAAAUUUCUCAGUUGUUUAUACAUCGAUGAGGAGACUGAAAUGCAUAGCAUGUUUUCUACACUUUCCAAAUCCUCUAUAUACAUAAAUGCACAACUACUUGAAUUCUUAAUCUUGAAA